GCCUGAAACCACACGCUGAAGCAGAAUGGCGUCCCCUUCACCCCAUGACCGCAGCCGGAAUGAUGACGAGGACGACCCGGUGGAUCGGAUGAUAUCCCAGACUGGAUGUGCCGAGGUGCACUACGCUGUGCAGGAGUGCAUGGCUGAGCACCAGGACUGGCGAGUGUGCCAGAGCCAGGUCCAGACUUUCAAGGACUGCAUGAUGGAUUUCCAAAAAGCCCGGAAAGAACGGCUGAUGAAGCAGCGGCCAAUGUCCACUGAGGCUGCUUCCAACUGAACUCGCCAAA
Molecule: messenger RNA, 287 nt
Organism: Limanda limanda (common dab)
Lineage: Eukaryota; Metazoa; Chordata; Actinopteri; Pleuronectiformes; Pleuronectidae
Product: cytochrome c oxidase assembly factor 4 homolog, mitochondrial-like
Exons: 1
Coding region: 26-277 (83 amino acids)
Biological process (GO): mitochondrial respiratory chain complex IV assembly
Cellular component (GO): mitochondrial intermembrane space
Source: RefSeq, a predicted model, not a curated record